AGUUUCUCCAAAUGUUUGGGACAUGACACUAUAGUGACAGUUGGAAUAAGUUAGUACUAAAAAUCUUCAACUGUCUCGGGAAACUGGUAAUAAUGGCGUCUUCCUUGAAUGUGUUCGUGUAUGGAAGCCUAUUAGCUGACGAAAUUGCUCGUGCACUCCUUAAACGUGUCCCUCCUUCUAAUCCUGCUAUUCUCCAUAACUACCAUAGGUUUAGCAUCAAAGGGCGUGUUUAUCCUGCCAUUCUACCGGUAGAAAACAAGAAAGUUACUGGGAAGGUUCUUUUGGAUAUCACUGUUCCUGAAUUGAAUAUCCUGGAUGCAUUUGAGGACGUUGAGUAUGAAAGGACGACUGUUGAUGUUUCCCUGAUGGACAGUUCCAAGACAUUGCAGGUUGAAACAUAUGUUUGGGUUGACAAGACGGAUCCAGAUUUAUACGGGGAAUGGGACUUUGAGGAAUGGAAAGUGUUGCACAAGGGAGACUUCUUGAAAAUGACAACAGGGUUCAGUGAAGAAAUGGAGCUACCUGAAUCAAAAACCAGAGUGGCAACUUAUGAAUCCUUCUAUGCACAACAGGAAGAGAACAAGUCCAAGCCUUGAUGUAGUUGAUGAGUAAGUUAGCUAAUAAAAGUACAAAGAAGCCUCCCCUACUCCUCCACCCCAAUCCACCAAAAUUAAAAGAAUCAGUGAGGGUAAUUGAGCUUAGUAACAUUGAUGUUCAGUUUGUAGUGCACAUUUCUAUUGAUCUACUGCUUCUGCUAUGCUGCAGUAAUGCUACACUUUUUCCUUCGGUUGCGGGGAGUGAUAGGGCGUUUUCUUAUCUUAUGUAAGCUUCAUAUCAUCUUAUGUAGAUAGUAAUUGCAAAAGCAGUACCGUAUUUUGUGCUUGUGCUCAAACCACACAAUAAUGUGCAAUUGAAGGACCGGACAUACCCACAGACGGAGCUAGGGGGUGCAAGGAGUUUCAUCUGAAUCCUCUUCGCUGGAAAAUUAUACCGUAUAUACAAGGUUAAAUUAUUUGUUAUGCAUAUAUAGUAGAUGUUGAAUUUCUUCGCUUCUUCGUGUAUUUACUUUUUUAUAUUAUAUUUUGAAUUCCCGUCAUAGAAAUCCUGGUCUGCCAGACUGCCACUGGACAUGCCUGGAUAAUUUUGUUCAGUGCUUUAAUAGAAAUCGUGCCAAUGACACACAUAGGUAACCA
Molecule: messenger RNA, 1193 nt
Organism: Lycium barbarum (goji berry)
Lineage: Eukaryota; Viridiplantae; Streptophyta; Magnoliopsida; Solanales; Solanaceae
Product: AIG2-like protein D
Exons: 5
Coding region: 93-596 (167 amino acids)
Source: RefSeq, a predicted model, not a curated record